AUGUCGGCGACCGUGAUGAUGACGCGGAACGUUUUCGCGAGUGGUCGUCAUCGUGGGCCAGCAGUGGUCGGGAUGGUGCACGCCCUGGCCCUGCCCGGCACACCCCGCAGCUCGUGCACCAUCGACCGCAUCGUGGAGCAGGCCUGUGCCGAGGCCCGGACCUACAUGGCCCACGGCGUGGACGCGGUGCUCGUGGAGAACAUGCACGACACGCCGUAUGUGCAGCCCGGCAGUCGGAUGAUGGGGCCAGACACCGUGGCCUGCAUGACGCGCAUCUGCGCGGAAGUGCGCCGGGAAAUCGGCGACCGAGUGCCAGCUGGUGUCCAGGUGCUGGCCAGUGCCAAUCGCGAGGCCCUGGCUGUGGCCCUGGCUACAGGCUUCGACUUUGUGCGAGUCGAGAACUUUGUGUUUGCCCACGUGGCCGACGAAGGAUGGAUCGACGCCUGCGCCGGGCCCCUGCUUCGUGCCAAUCGCGAGGCCCUGGCUGUGGCCCUGGCUACAGGCUUCGACUUUGUGCGAGUCGAGAACUUUGUGUUUGCCCACGUGGCCGACGAAGGAUGGAUCGACGCCUGCGCCGGGCCCCUGCUACGCUACAGGAAGUCCAUCGGCGCAGAGUCCAUCCGAAUCUUCGCCGACAUCAAAAAGAAACACGCGUCGCACGCAGUGACUGGCGACACUUCGCUGGAGGACACGGCCCGGGCCGCGGAAUUCUUCGGCACCGACGGCCUCGUUCUCACGGGCAGGGCCACCGGGGAUCCCGCGGACGUCGACCAACUCCGACGUCUCAAAGCCGUCUCCCGGGUUCCAGUGCUCAUCGGAUCCGGGAUUGCCGCGACCAAUCUUCAUCAGUACGCACUUGCGGACGCCUUCAUUGUUGGCUCGGCUUUCAAGGCCGAGGGCCAGUGGCAGAACCCCAUUUGCGAGAAGAACCUGGGCGAUUUCAUGCGCAAACACCGAGACACUUUCAAAUCGUGCCAAUGA
Notodromas monacha is the source of this 981-nucleotide messenger RNA. NCBI's taxonomy places the organism in Eukaryota, Metazoa, Arthropoda, Ostracoda, Podocopida, Cyprididae. The record is from the annotation of a GenBank genome assembly.